GCUAGUUGUCAUCUGACUAUUCCAAUUGAACCAUUAGCUCUGCUCAAUUGUUAAAAUACUGCUUUGGCCAGGGUUUGUUUUCCAUUUAGUUAGUUGUCUGCAAAAAAAAAAAGGAGGAAAGAGCCAAAAAUAGUGAAAUAGUUACUGAAUAUAAAAAACCAUCGUUACUAUACUUCAAAGAUGCUUUCGAAUCCAAACCUAGAAGGUUAUGAAAUAACUCGUAAAUUUUGGCAGUACUAUUAUAAUUCGUCUAAAAAGACGUUUGUUGCUCCUAAAAAAUGUUCUGGUUGUUAUAAUGAUGAUCGUUUCGUUGUUUGGGCUGUUUCGGUUGGGGUUCAAGCCGUGGUUGAUGGUGCAAGACUUUAUAAAGAGUUGGAACCUUUAAUUGACCCGGCAGUUGCAAUUUUCCAAAAAUAUAAGAAUAAUCAUAUUAAGGGUUAUUCGGCUGCUGAAAAUAAUGGUAACGAUAAAGAUAUCUACUAUGAUGAUGACGCACAAGUUGCAAGUGCGAUUAUAACUGCUUAUGAGGUUACUGGUAAUAAAAAAUACUUAGAUCAAGGUAGAGAAUUGGUUAGAUUUCUUAUGAGUGGUUGGAAUGAUAACCCAAAUGCUAGAAAUAAAGGGGGUGUUAAAUGGCAUAUUAAUAACGCUUAUUUGAACGCUUGUACCACUGCAGAAGUUGCGAAAGCUUGUUUACAAAUUAGUCAAUUUAUUCCAAGUGAAUCAAAAGUUUAUGUUGAUUUUGCUGCUAAAUGUAUUGAUUGGCAAAUUAAGGUUUUACAAGAUAAAGGUGAUAAAUUAAUCAUGGAUGGUAUUCAAGAUACCGCUGAUCAUCCAAAUGAUACUAAAUGGACUUAUAAUUUAGGUGCUACUCUUUCCGCUUCUUCUCAUUUAUAUCAUAUUACUAAAGAUUCUAAAUGGAAAGAUAUUUCUGAUGAAUUGGCUAAAGCUGGUAUUGAUAGAAAUGCCUUCUUUUAUGAUCGUGAUUAUAGUAAUGAUAAAAGAUAUUGGAGAGACCCUUCUUAUUUCGUUCAAUUGAUUAUUGAAGGUUUGGCGGAUUAUUUACUUUACGUUGGAGAUGAUGUUCCAGAAGAUUUACGUAAAGGUGUAACUGAAGAAGUUAGACAUCAUUUAAUUAUGUUUUACGAAUAUAUGAAAGAUCCUGAAGAUGGUUUAUACAUUCAAAGUUUCGAACCCCAUUUAACUUAUAAAGAAACCUAUGAAACCAAAUAUAAGCGUGAAUUUGGUGAUAGAAAAGGUUGGGGUUUGAAGAAAGAUGAUAAAGAUGGCGAUAAAGAUGUUCCGUUAAAAUGUUUAAUGGGUGGUGCUUCCGCUGCUAGAGUUUUUUUCCAAGGUGCUAGAGUUGUUCCAAAAAUUGAAUAAGUAUGUUUGUUUUCCGUUUUUAUAUAACGUUUGUUUUCUCUUUUUAAUCUAUCUAAUGUUUAUGUUUUUUUUCCAUAUUAAUGGAAUAGAGCUUCUUCUAAUAAUUUUUUUUCGGC
Molecule: messenger RNA, 1499 nt
Organism: Hyphopichia burtonii NRRL Y-1933
Lineage: Eukaryota; Fungi; Ascomycota; Pichiomycetes; Serinales; Debaryomycetaceae
Exons: 1
Coding region: 181-1383 (400 amino acids)
Biological process (GO): carbohydrate metabolic process
Source: RefSeq, a predicted model, not a curated record